Xiphophorus maculatus (southern platyfish) is the source of this 1762-nucleotide messenger RNA. It is a transcript of the gene uap1l1, whose product is annotated as UDP-N-acetylglucosamine pyrophosphorylase 1 like 1. Gene Ontology annotation, molecular function: UDP-N-acetylglucosamine diphosphorylase activity. Gene Ontology annotation, biological process: UDP-N-acetylglucosamine biosynthetic process. Bases 127 to 1641 code for a protein of 504 amino acids. The transcript is spliced from 9 exons. The record is from RefSeq and is a predicted model, not a curated record. NCBI's taxonomy places the organism in Eukaryota, Metazoa, Chordata, Actinopteri, Cyprinodontiformes, Poeciliidae.
AUCAGCGGAACCCGGCUCUGCGGUUUCCGGUUCUGGAAUCAUGUCUGCCUUCAGUCACGAGCUGCUCAGCCGCCAGGCGUCACUUCCUGACUGCGCUGCGGGACCAGAACCAGAACCGCUCCAGACAUGCCGUCCCUGCAGCAGAUCCGAACCGCUCUGGACGGUUCGGGCCAGGCCCACGUCCUGCGGUUCUGGCCGGAGCUCGGUUCGGAGCAGCAGGAGGAGUUCCUGCGGGAGCUGGCCCAGCUGGACCUGCCGCGGCUGGAGGAGCACUGCCGGGCGGCCGCAGAGGCAGCAGCCGCCGCGUCCUGCGCUCCGGACCGGGACCUGGAGCCGAACCUGGAGCCGGUUCCCCCGGAGAGCAUGGGCAGCGUGAGGACGAGCGACCCGGACUGUCUGGCCGGAUGGGAGCGUGAAGGAUUCCUGCAGAUCUCCAGGAGUCGGGUCGCGGUUCUGCUCCUGGCCGGAGGUCAGGGGACGCGGCUCGGGGUCCGAUACCCCAAAGGGAUGUUCGACGUCGGACUGCCGAGCGGGAAGACGCUGUACCAGAUCCAAGCCGAGCGGAUCCUGAAGAUCCAGCAGCUGGCAGAGAACCGACUGGGGUCCAAAUGCACCGUUCCCUGGUACAUCAUGACCAGUGAGUUCACCCUGAAGCCGACCCAGACCUUCUUCCAGGAGAACGCUCACUUCGGCCUGCAGCCCUCCAACAUCGUCAUGUUCGAGCAGCGCAUGAUCCCGGCCGUGACCUUUGACGGGAAGGUCAUCCUGGAGGGCAAAGGGAAGAUCGCCAUGGCGCCAGACGGUAACGGCGGUCUGUACCAGGCGCUGGAGGACAACGGCGUCCUGGAGGACAUGGAGCGCAGAGGAGUGGAGUUCGUCCACGUCUACUGUGUGGACAACAUCCUGGUCAAGAUGGCCGACCCGCUGUUCGUUGGCUUCUGUGUGGCGAAAGGAGCCGACUGCGGCGCCAAGGUGGUGGAGAAGGCCCACCCAGCCGAGCCGGUGGGCGUGGUCUGCAGGGUGGGCGGAGUCCCUCAGGUGGUGGAGUACAGCGAGAUCCGACCCGAAACGGCCCGGCUCCGAGGAUCAGCCGGAGAACUGGUCUACAGCGCCGGAAACAUCUGCAACCACUUCUUCACCAGGAGCUUCCUGCAGGACGUGGUCGAGACGUUUAAGGACCAGCUGAAGCCUCACGUUGCUCUGAAGAAAGUCCCGUUCGUGGACUCCUGUGGGAAUCAGGUGAAACCGACCGAACCCAACGGGAUCAAGAUGGAGAAGUUUGUUUUUGACGUGUUUCCGUUCUCCAGGAGUUUGGUGGUGCUGGAGGUCCAGAGGGAGGACGAGUUCUCCCCUCUGAAGAACGCAGACGGAGCGCCAUCCGACACGCCCAGCGCGGCCAGGAACGCCCUGCUGGCCCAGCACUGCCGCUGGGCAGCGGCCGCUGGCGCCGCCCUGCUGGAUGAACAGGGGAACGGCAUCCAGAUGCUGCCCAGUUCAUCAGCAGAGAAUCAUCCGGCGCUGAAAUGUGAGAUUUCUCCUCUGGUGUCGUAUUUUGGAGAGGGCCUGGAGCUGCUGAAGGGGAAAACUAUCAGAACGCCGUUCAUCCUGGAUGGAGCAGCAGCUGCAGAGCUGCAGGCCUGAUCGGAUCAGAACCACAGAGACACCGGGCCUGGAGAACCAGUCAACCAAUCAGGGAUCAACUGAAAACUUUAUGUAAACUGUUUUUAUACCAACAAAUAAAAAGAUGAUUCAAACUGUUUAA